Paralichthys olivaceus (Japanese flounder) is the source of this 1226-nucleotide messenger RNA. The record is from RefSeq and is a predicted model, not a curated record. Lineage: Eukaryota; Metazoa; Chordata; Actinopteri; Pleuronectiformes; Paralichthyidae.
GGACACAGGAAUACUCCGACAAAAUAAUGUUACGGCAAGUACUGUUGUUCCUCUUGGUUCUGUCUGUAGCGUCGGUGUACGGGCAGGUCAGCUAUUCCAUUCCCGAGGAAAUGGAGAAAGGUUCAUUAGUGUGCAAUGUUGCUCAGGAUUUAGGUGUGGAUUUGAAACGGCUCAAAUCAGGCAGAGCUCGUAUUCAUUCGGGAGACAAUACAGAAUAUAUCGAGCUGAACCGAGAGAGGGGAGUCCUCGUCAUCAAAGAGAGAAUAGACAGAGAGACGUUGUGCGGAGAGACGACGCCUUGUGCUGUACAUCUGCAGAUGAUUCUGGAAAACCCGAUGGAAUUGUUCCGCAUAACGAUUGAAAUAACAGAUAUAAACGACAACGCUCCCAGCUUUGCAUCGAGCGAGAAACGAUUUGAAAUCAGCGAGUCGGUCGUUACCGGGUCUAAAUUUGUACUGGAGAAAGCCGUCGAUGUUGAUAUCGGUGAAAAUGGUCUCCAAAGCUAUUCCCUUAAUCCAACCAACAAUUUCGCAUUGAAGCUAGAGAAUCAGGCUGACGGGAGUAAAAAGGUAGAGAUGGUGCUUCAGAAGCCACUGGACCGAGAGCAGCAGGAGCAGAUAUCACUGUUAUUAACGGCUCUAGAUGGUGGAAAGCCCCGUAUGUCUGGAACAAUGCAGAUAAUUGUGAACGUGUUAGAUGCAAACGACAACGCACCGGUCUUUACUAAGUCUGUAUACAAGGCAACUAUAACCGAGAAUUCUCCGAGGGGCACCAGUGUUAUUACUGUCAGUGCAUCUGACAAAGACGGAGGCUCGAAUGCGGUAAUUUCAUACGCAAUCUCUAAUAGCAGACGUCGUUUAUCUGAUUUGUUUAAGAUUGAUAGAAAAACUGGAGAGGUCAUUUUGAUCGGUGAGAUUGAUUAUGAAAAAACUAAGCUCUUCCAAAUUGAUAUCGAGGCUAUAGAUAACGGUGGACUCUCUGAUUCCAGUAAGAUCCUAAUUGAUGUUAUUGAUGUUAAUGACAACAGCCCUCAGCUGAAAAUACUGUCUAAAUCAGACACCAUUUUAGAAGAUUCUCCUGACAAUACUGUCAUCGCUAUGCUGAGCGUGAAUGACCCUGAUUCUGAGAGGAAUGGAGAGGUGAAGUUUUGCAAUGUUAUAUGCCAGGCGUCUUAUGCUUUCAGUACCAUGGAGAGAGGUGCCAGACUCUCCUCUAUUGAUUGGUAA